Cornus florida is the source of this 878-nucleotide messenger RNA. RefSeq lists its product as uncharacterized. The transcript is spliced from 2 exons. NCBI's taxonomy places the organism in Eukaryota, Viridiplantae, Streptophyta, Magnoliopsida, Cornales, Cornaceae. The record is from RefSeq and is a predicted model, not a curated record. Bases 57 to 878 code for a protein of 273 amino acids.
UCCAUUAAUGUAUUUGCCAUAACCAUCACUUAUUCUCAUUUCCUAUUAAUCUCCUCAUGGAGGACCUGCAUCUCCUCCAUCCCCUCCUCAUACCCACAACCACAACCACCGCCACUAUUGCUAGCACAGCGGUUGCCUCGGAUGAUCACGAUUACAAGUAUUAUAAUAAUAAUAAUCAUAAUAAUAAUAAUAAUAUAUUAGUUUCAUCAAACUGUAUUUUAUUGAGGGUGAUCUCAGUGUUGUUGAUUGGAAUUAUCUCCAUCUGGGCGAACUACGAAGCCUCCAAAGGUUUCAAGAUCACCAUCAUCAAUGAGGCUGCUGACUCUCCCGCAGGCAAACGCUUCACACUCUUAUACGUAUCAAACGACAAAGCCACUCGUAUACUCCUUAAUCAAACAAUCCAACAGGGUAUGGCACGGAUAUGGCUAUAUAAUGCCGCCGAUAACGCAGUGUUCCACCACAGUAAUAUUACUACUGCACCUCCCAUCUCUCUUAUCAAUGGCAUGGUUGAGUACAUAAUUAGCAUCUUGGCAGGUAAAGGUAAUUCUGCUGCAGGAGGAGGCCGCUCGGGAGGUUAUUCUGCAUGUAUGCCGGUAGAAGAAUCUGACAACAACGUUUGCUGGAAGGAUAGGGAUCCUAAGGCGGUGGCACAUUUCUUGAAUUAUUGUGAGGGCCACCGAGAAGGAUUCAUCAGACGGUUGAACCAAGCCAUGAAAAAUGGCUGGCACAAUGAGACACUACUACUGGAUUGUGCGUUAGGCUUGCCAGCUAAGCAUCUUUGUGCAUCCUACAAAUCCUCAUUAUUAAUGUACAAUAUCCAUUCAAAUUCAUUGGAUUUGGACUCCACCAAUAUUAUCCCACCAUGUUAUCUAACUUAA